CGUUAGCACCGACUUAGGCGCCGGUUUGUGAUGACUGCAGCAAAAAUAAAAUAAUUACAACAAUAAUAUAAUAACUAAAAAUAAAAAAAUAAUAAUUUAAUUAAUAAAAGAAGCGACGUACGAAUUGUAAACAGCAUCUACCGGAAGGAAAAGACUUGCUUUCAAGGUUAUUGAAAGUCGUCUGAAGUAUACGUUCAGGCGCACUUUUCUUUUCGCGCACACCUAUUCGCCAGUCAAUUAGUGUGUCCAGUCAAGGUGGACGCUGAAAAGAAAGUUAUAUAUUUUAAGGCGCUCUACCGUGUGUUCACAUAGUAGUAGUAGUGCGUGUGGAUUGUGUAUGCCGCCAACGGUUUUCGUUUGCGAUCAUUGCUUCGGCUGAGCAUGAAUAUACUUUACGUGCAACAUCUAAGAUCUUAAACUGUAACCGAAUGUUACAUAACUUGUGAGAAUAACGGAAAAUAACUUGUAUUUGUUUUCAAUCAAACGAAAUAGCAAAUACCGUAUUUGAUGCGAGCGUUUUGUGAAUCGACAAUCGUUCGAGCACAUGUGCGGGUUACAUUUUAAAACGAGAAAUAGUCCGUCUCAAAAGACGUCCCUACGCUGGGGCGAUAGUUGCAAUUUUCAUUAACAAAAAAAUACAAAAAUAUUUGUGCUCGCAAUUUAUUGAUAUAAAUAUAAUCUAAAAAUAUAAAUUGGUAAUUAAAUGCAUGCUUGAAGCAUAUAAAAAAAAGUACAUAAAUAUUUAAGUAACUAAAAGUAAAUACAAAAAAAAAUAUUCUAAAUCAAUUGGAAACAGUAUCUACACUAAAACUGAUUCUGUAAGUGUUCCUUUGGCCCGAAUAUGUCCAUGAAAACUAAAUAAUAGAAAAUUGAAACUAAGCUUGGACAAGGUCAUCACUCGAAUCACACGGAAAUUAAAAACACAUUUUUGAUUGAAACAAUAAUCUGGAGAUAAUACACGCCCCAACAUGAUUAAUAUCGCUGGUGUGGUGAGCAUCGUGCUCUUCUAUCUGCUAAUUCUGGUCGUGGGCAUAUGGGCGGGACGUAAGAAGGCGGCCGGCAAUGAUUCCGAGGAGGAGGUGAUGCUGGCGGGACGCUCAAUUGGUCUUUUCGUAGGCAUAUUCACAAUGACCGCAACUUGGGUGGGUGGUGGCUACAUAAACGGCACGGCAGAGGCCAUCUACACAUCCGGUCUGGUGUGGUGUCAGGCGCCAUUUGGUUAUGCCUUAAGCUUGGUUUUCGGUGGCAUUUUCUUUGCAAAUCCCAUGCGUAAGCAAGGUUACAUAACCAUGUUGGAUCCGCUGCAGGACUCUUUUGGUGAACGCAUGGGUGGUUUGCUCUUUCUGCCGGCCCUCUGUGGCGAGGUAUUCUGGGCUGCUGGCAUUUUAGCCGCUUUGGGCGCUACGCUGUCUGUAAUCAUUGACAUGGACCACCGCACUUCGGUGAUACUCUCCUCGUGUAUUGCCAUUUUCUACACGCUUUUCGGCGGCUUAUAUUCCGUCGCUUAUACCGAUGUCAUACAACUAUUUUGCAUCUUCAUCGGUUUGUGGAUGUGUAUACCGUUCGCUUGGGCCAAUGAUCAUGUGAAGAGUUUGUCCUCAAUGGAGGUGGACUGGAUGGGGCACGUAGAACCGGUGAAACAAUGGUUCUACAUAGAUUAUGGACUGCUAUUGAUCUUCGGUGGCAUCCCGUGGCAGGUGUAUUUUCAGCGCGUGUUAUCAAGCAAGACAGCUGGUCGCGCUCAAUUGUUGUCGUAUGUUGCGGCAGCUGGUUGCAUCCUCAUGGCAAUACCGCCGGUACUCAUUGGCGCCAUUGCCAAAGCAACAGCAUGGAAUGAAACCGAAUAUACCGGCCCCUAUCCACUAACCGUUGAGCAGACUAGCAUGAUAUUACCUAUGGUACUACAAUACCUUACACCCGACUUUGUAUCAUUCUUUGGUCUUGGCGCCGUUUCGGCAGCUGUCAUGUCCUCGGCGGAUUCGUCGGUGCUCUCGGCUGCAUCCAUGUUUGCGCGCAAUGUUUACAAAUUAAUUUUCCGUCAAAAAGCUUCCGAGAUGGAGAUUAUUUGGGUGAUGCGUGUGGCCAUAAUAAUCGUGGGCAUACUUUCAACUAUAAUGGCACUUACGAUUCCCUCCAUUUAUGGACUUUGGUCCAUGUGCUCGGAUUUGGUGUAUGUCAUUUUGUUCCCACAACUUUUGAUGGUCGUGCACUUUAAAAAGCACUGUAAUACUUACGGCAGCUUAGCUGCCUACAUUGUGGCGCUCUUUAUUCGUUUGUCGGGUGGUGAGGCAAUGCUUGGUCUGGCGCCACUAAUACAUUUUCCCGGCUAUGACGAGGAGACACAAACCCAGUUAUUCCCCUUCCGCACCAUGGCCAUGUUAAUGAGUCUGAUCACGCUGAUAGGUGUUUCUUGGUGGACAAAGAUGAUGUUUGAAUCGGGUAAACUUCCACCGAAUUACGACUAUUUUCGUUGUGUAGUGAAUAUUCCUGAAGAUGUACAAAGAGUGGGAGAGCCUUCAGAAGCUGGAGAGCAGCUUUCUGUUAUGGCUGGUCCAUUGGCACGUUCCUAUGGUGCAGCCACAAUGGCUGGCAAGGAUGAGCGUAACGGACGUAUUAAUCCGGCGCUCGAGUCCGACGAUGAUUUACCCGUAGCCGAGGCGAAACGUAUGAAUCAGCAGACAGCGCAGGCGCAGGUGCAGAAAAUGUUGAGCAAGGCGACGGGUAAAGGUGGCGGCAGCGCAAGUGACUGCGGAGGCGGAGGUGGAGUCGGCUGUGAUGUGGGCAUGGGUCUCAAUUUAAGCGGACAAGGUAUGGCUGUGCCAACUGCUGAGCAUGAUAAUACUGCCUUCUAAGCACAUGUUCAAAUACACACAUAAACACACACAUACAAAUACAUAACGUGCAUAAAUACUUAUAACAUUGAAUUUAAUUAUUUAAAAAGUAAAAUUAGAAAUUUGAAAUAAUGGAAAAAAUGCCUGAAAAGUCAGAAACGAAAAUUCGCUAACAUCUUAAAUGAUUUAAAAAAAAAUAAAAAAAAACAAAAUUAACAUGCAGAAUUUAGCAAAAGUGCUCAUGAAACACACACACACAUACAAACAUGACUUUAAAUGCAAAUAUAUUUGGUAACGACUUAGAGGAAUGCUUGCCAAGCAGUUGGAUAAUGCAAUCUGAAGGCAAUUAAUAACUAAGCUUAUGAAACAAACAUAUCAACGCAGCAAAAUGCGUAAGGAAGAAGAAGAAACGUAAACUAAUUAUACAAAACCAAUAUACAUAUAUAUACAUACAUAUAUUAACUGCUGUUACAAACUAUUUUUGUGUAGUGUUGCCAGUGUUAACAGCUUGUGCUUUUUGUUUUUUGUUCAAUGUGUUUUUCAGCUAACAAGUACUUAAAGAAUAAUGCGUAUUGUAAAAACUUUUAAAGUAAUGCAAUGUUAAACAUUCUAUUUGAAAUUAGCAUUAGGCAGUAUGAUCUUAAAAAGUAACUAUAAUUAUCUAUAUAUGUUCGUUUGUUCUAUGUAUGUAUGUAUUAUGUGCUUGCUGGCAACGGAUUCUAAUCUAUAGCAGUUCAUAAGAGAGAACUUUGCACAGAAAACGCAGUAGUGACAUUUGUUGUUGUUGGCUUAAAUAUUGAUUACCACACACUAAGUAUAUGUAAUGUUAGUUUUUCUGCGUCAUUAAUUGUUGAAAUUUGCAUUUUAGUAACUAAAACUGUUAAAUCUUAAGAAUAUACAAAGAGCUCAGGUGCCGUGAAUACGUGUGUCUAUAAAUGAAUAGUUUUAAAAUAAGUUUAAUUAAUAUUUUCUAAUUAAAUUAAUUUAAUUUUUUUGAUUUUUAUUUUUUAAAAUAAUUUAAUACUAUAAAUUAACUAUUUAUUUCAACAAAUAUAUUUACAUUGCUUCAUUGCUUCAGUUGGUAAAUUUUUUAUUUCGAAUAACUUGAAUAAUCAUAGCUAAACUUCUUCGUUAAAAUUACUUCAAUAUGCCAUACAUAACUAUAGACCAGGGUAGACGCGAAAGCUUCAGACCUGUGAGAAUACUCUCCGGACUAUGACAGAUGAAUCUUGAUGUCUCCUAUCGGAAAUCUGUAUAGUGAGGCCCGUAUGCACUCAGUUAAGGAGCAUAAUGAACUCCUCUCCAGGCAGUUCUGGUUGAGAUGCUUUCGCAGAAAUCACCCUUGCAAUCACCUGCUUUGAGCGGAACCGCCACCUAGAAACAUCAGAAGGUCAUUCCGCAACUAUGUCGACGACGUGAGACAAUACUUCGACUAGACUUCGGACGCAACAAACUUACGACAUUCACAGUGGAGCCAUCACCUUCACCGACUCCCUUCCAGUAAAUGGUGUUCUCGGAGUCAAACCACCCAUUGCAGACGAACAACUCGAGUUGCCGCGAGAAACGAGAGUGACCCUUGAUCAGCUUUGUUCUAGAUACUGCAGCAGGUUUAACUCCUACUUAUCCAGAAUAGACCUCGACAUAUCCAAAAUAUGUAUGUUCUGUGUGCAAUGAGUCUCUUCAUGAUACUGGCCACCUCUUUGCAUACCCCACCAACCUCACUCAUCCCUGUGGUCCGACCCCGUCGAAAGAGCAUGUUUCUUGGGCCUUCCGUUGGAUGACGUCGACGGCAACUUAGCUAAUCCUUACCAUCCUAAUGAGGACUAAGUAGCCGCUAAAACAACAACAACAUAGACCACGGUAGAUAAUUUUUGAAAAUAAUAACAUCGUGUUAGGAUGAAACCCAUCGGAAACGAAAAAUCAAAUAACAGACAUUAUAGGAAAAUCUAGAGAGAGGGAAGGGGGGUGGCUAAAUUUCAAAGGGUUAAAACUAGUCCUAUAGAAAAAAGUUGUACGGCAAUGUUGUAGGUAAUGAAAAGGUCUAUAACUUUUGUACAAAGAGUUUUUCGACAUAGCCUCAAAAUUUAUGUGAAAAAUUCAAAUAACAAAUUUGUACUUCCUAUUUUUGUCUUAUACAAAAAAUUGUUUCCUUCACGAAAUUUACUGGAAACUUGCCUUUUUAUGUCGCAAUUUUUUACUUUGAAAUAUUUAUUUUUUCUCUUUAUAUUGACAUCUUUAUAUUGAUAGCGAAAAAACCAUAUUUUCAAUCAAAAAAUCUCAAAUCAAGAUAUCAAAUUUUUUUUCUACAUUCAAACAAAAAAUGUAACUUAAUUAAUAUUAAUAUUUUUAAGUUUUUUUAAAAGCCUGAAAAUAUAUUUUACAGUAAAAUUUGAUAUUUUUUCGUAGUUGCGAAAAUCUUUUCGUAUUUUGUCAAUAAAUGUCGUUGCCGCCGUAUAUCUCCAGUGCUACCAAUCACAUUAUGUCAUACUAUAUAGUGUUUGAACGAUUUUGACCUUCAUUUAACUAUAAUAAUUAAAUUCGGCGAAGUUGAAAAAAGUUACGGCUGUUCAAAAAUGAAUGGAAAUAAUGGAGAAAUCCGUUAUAUUUAGACAAGUUUGUAUGAAAAAGGGAAGAAUGUCACGCAAGCCACCAAUGAAAUUUGUGAAGUUUACAAAGACGAUGCUGUAUCAAAUCGUGUAGCACAACAAUGGUUCGCUCGCAUCCGUUCUAUCGACCUAUCUUUGAAAAGGUCGAUGAAAUUAUGAGAAAGAUUGACCAGGACCGUCACGCAAAAAGCAGCCAUGACACCGCUAAGGAACUUAACAUUCUUCAUCAAACGGUUUUGAACCAUUUAAAAAAGGCUGGCUACAAACAUAAGCUCGAUGUUUGUGUACCACAUGAAUUGUCUGUGAAAAAUUUAAUGGACCGAAUUAGAAUCUUUGCUGAAACGAAAUGAAAUGGAACCAUUUCUGAAGCAAAUGGUAGCAGGAGACGAAAAGUGGAUCAAAUGCAACAAUAAUGUGCGAAAAAGAUCGUGGUCAAAGGGUGGUGAAGCUCAACGAAUGGUUGCAAAGCCAGGAUUGACGCCUAUAAAGGUUAUGCUGAGUGUUUGGUGGGAUUGGAAAGGAAUCAUCCACUAUGAGUUAUUCCAGCCUGGUCGAACGAUUGACUCUACAUUUUACUGUCAACAACUGAUGAGAUUGAAGUAAGCAAUAGAAAAAAAAAACGGCCAGAACUGUUCAACAGAAAGGGCUUCGUCUUCCGCCAGGACAACGCUAGACCACACACAUCUUUGAUGAUUCGGCAAGAGCUUGGCUGGGAAGUCUUGAUACAUUCACCAUAUAGCCCUGACUUUGCAUCAUCGGUCUACCAUUUGUUUCGGUCAAUGCAGAACUCUCUUAGUGGGGUAAAGUUGGCUUCAAGAGUAGCCUGUGAGAAUUACUUCUCGCAGUUUUUCGCCGAGAAAUCAGAAAACUUUUACACUGAUGGAAUAAUGUCUAUGGCAAAAAGUGGUCAACCAAAAUGGUAUAUAUUUGGUUCAUUAAAGUUCAUUAUAAAUAUAAAAAGAAUAAGUUUAAGUUUGAAUCGAAAUACGAAAAGACUUUUUCGACUACUCAAUAUUUUAUAAAAUCUCAUCAUAGUUCGACACUUUUUGGUUCAUUUAAUUGCUUUUAGUUUUAGUGUUUAUGUAAGAAAUAUGUAAAUCUUUGCCUUUUUAUUUCAGCUUUUAACUUGGAAAGUAUUUUUUUUAUUUCUUACUCCACUUUUUAAUAAAAAAAAAUAUUUUCUCAAUUUUUAUACGAAGAAAUUUGGAAUUCAAAGUUUUGUUUUUAUUUUCAAUUUUUACAAUUAAGCCAAAAAAAUAUUUUUAAUUAACAAAAUUUAAUCCCAAAAUCGGAAUUAAAAAUUGGAAAAUUCUAUUUUUAAUUCAAAUUUGUUUAAUUAAAAAUUUUACUUUUCUGGUUGUCAGUGAAUACAUUUUUUUAUAUAAAGGCCGCUUUGAAGAAUUCUCUUAUUAGACAUCGAAUCUUUAGGUACAAAACGAUUUAUGCUAUUAUUUCGACCUUUUUAUUCGAUUAAAUAUUUAUUUUUAAAAAUUUUCAUGAUAUAAAUAAAUUAAAAUUAAUAGCAAAAUAAGAUAUUUUUUUCAGUAAAACGGAAUUAAAAAUUAAUAUAUGUAUUACAAUUAAAAAAGAAAGAAUGCGAAGGUUACUUUAAAAUAAAACAAAUUGAAAAAAAAAAUCUCUGUUAUUCUAACUUAUUAAGUGACUCAUUCAGUUUGAUUAAAACAAACGAAGAUAAACCGUUAUUUCGCAACGUUCUAGUAUUCUCAAUUUAUAAGUAUGUGCACAAUUUACAUUUUUAAUUUUUCAAAACAAAGAAGAUGCAUGAAAAAGCUAGUUUUGAGCGCCAGAUGCAAAUUGUUAAGCAAUACAUUAUUUGUAACUGUAUACAUAUCAGCAAAAGCAUAAAAAAUAUAUAUAUUAUUGUACUUGUAGUGUGUAUGUUCGCUAUUGUUGCACUGCAAGUGAGAUGCAAAACUCUGUCAUGUGACCUUCCAUUAUUUGAAACGCUCUUCUACAUACAUACAAAUAUAGUUAUAUAAAUAUGUAUGUAUGAGAAACGCUUUUAGGUAGCAAACGUUGGUUUGCUGUUAAAAAUUGAAGAAAAAUUAAGGAAUUUAAACAUAAUUAGGAAUAAUUCAGAAAAAUAUUAAAGCAUUAACAUCUGAGUGUUAAUGUUGAUUAGGAUGUGUUAGCUGGAAUACACUUAAGAAAUAUAUAUAGUACAUAUCUAUAUUAAACGAAUGCAUUAGCUAAAGCUGAAGAUUUGAGUUGGAUCAAGAUGUUGACACAAUUAGUUGAAGAAAAGUACUUGAAAGUUAGCUACAAAUUGGAAACGCAUACAUAUCAUUUUAAUGUAAGUUGUGAGAUGAAAUAUAUAUAUAUAAUAAGAUACAUAUAAAUAAAAAUAUUAGAAAUUAUAAUAUUAAUAUUGAUAAAACGCAUCCGUUCAUAAAUGUUAAAAUGUAUUCACUUUCCCAACAACAAACACUUAUUACCAUUAAGGAUUGUUUUCUCCGAGGAAUAAGAAUUGUUGUAGUAUUGUGUUUGAGGCUUGAUAAAAUAGGCUGUGGCUGAGAAAGGCUUUUCUAACUAUUAAACCAUUUUUGAAUUUAAGGAAAUAGACCUCAUACUCAAUCAAUUCAAUAGUCGAGAUCAUAUUGUGUGACCAUACCUUCCAAGUAGUUUGAGUUAUACUCAAUAGGACCCUAUAUAUUUCAGGUAAUUUUCAGAAAAUACAGUUAAGAUGCCAAUAAUGGAUCACACUGCUUUAGAUGGAAAGGCUUUGCUAACUAUUAAACCAUUUUUGAAUUGAAGGAAAGAGACCUGAUACGCCAACAAUUCAAUAGUCGAGAUCAUAUUGUGUGCCCAUACCCUCCAAGUAGUUUGAGCUAUACUCAAUAGGACUCUAUAUAUUUCAGGUAAUUUUCCAGAAAUACAUUUAGGAUGCCGUUAAGGAAUCACACAGCUUGAGAGUAGGCUAGAUGACACAAACUUCGGCACAAUACAUACAAAAUUUUUAGGCUGCUUCACUCCAUAUUCCAGGUAAAGGUGACAUUCUGCGCUUUAGACAUUUUUUAAGGGUUUCACAGCAUGCUUAAGGAUUUCGUGUUAACUACUUUAUCGAUUUGAUGAUUAAUAUAUUUUUGAGUUUAGUGAAAUAUGUAAAUCUAGUUAUAGAAAAAUAUAUACCACACAUAUCCAUAGUAUGCCUGCGAUUCACAAAAAGUAAAGACUAUAAAAUUAUUUGGACGGCCAUAGCUUCAUAAUAUUAUAUACAUAUAAAACUAACUAGAGAAAUUAUAAAUAUAUAGUUGAAAUAUAGAAAAAAUAUAUUAAAAUAUUUUAACUGAUAGCGAAUACCCCUCCAUUGUCUGCCCCAUAUAAUCACAUAUGUACUAGAAACGCAUACAUAUCAAUUAUUGAAGAAAAUAAAAAAAAAACUAUUGAUCGUUAUUUACUGUUAUCGGUUUACUUGUACAAACCUAAAAUUACUUACAAGGAAGUAUACAAAAGAGCAUAUAAGUGGGUGAGUUGUGCGCCCCACAUACGUCUAUAUGUAAUUAUAAGUAUUAACAAAUGAGAAAUCAAACUACUAGCUGACUACAUAUGAUUCUAGGUAAGAACAAGCAUUAUUACUCGCACAUAUGUAAGAACAAAAAUGAAAAAUAAAAAAUAAAAAUAUUUAUUAUAACCUAAGAGUGUUUGUAUAUACACACACAUAUAUAUAUAGCAGCAAGGAUUUCAUAGUUCUAAUAUAUAAUAAAUAUACACAUAAGUACAUACAUACAUAUACAUGAAAUGUAAAAACACACUAAGUUGUAAACGACCGCAAGAGAUGUUGACUGCUUUUUUGAAAUGUAAACAUAAGAAAUACAAAAAUGUAUGUGGCGACCUUAAAGUUAAAAAAUACAAAGAAACACAAAUCGAACUAUGAUAAAAUAUUUAUUCUUUAUAUAUAUAUGUAUGUCCCACGUUUAAUGAGAGUUGCUCGGUAUUUUAUUCUAAAAUUUACGAAAACAAAAGUUAUACUUUCGUCGAGUUUGUUGGCAUUUUAUCCCAUUUUAAUAAAAAAAAAACAAACUAUUUCAUAACAACUAUUAUAAACUAAAACAGUAUACAAGUUAAUAUUGCAAAUCUGAAUGUGUUUUUUAAUAUUAAAAUCCUACGUUAAUCAUCCGUUACAAUGUUGAAAAUAAAAGAUUUUAAGCAUUUAAAGUUCUUAGUACGCAGUGUGAUUGUUUGGUGCAAGUUUGAUGAGCAAUUAGUAUGAGCAUCAGCUGAUGUGAAUGAUGUAAAUGAGAAAUUCUUUACAAGUUUUAGGUUAUGUUAGGUUCCUUAUUUAUUUUACUUGUUUAUUUUUAACUAUUUUAACGUUAUAAUAGUUGUUUUGCUGUUAUUACAAAAUACACUUACGCAAAGUUAUAGGAAAGGAUGAUUAUUUUUGUAUUUAAAUUUCGUUAAUGGAAAAUAAUUUUUGUUUUAAGGACUUAUAUACAGUUAGAAGGCCGAAAAGAAGCGAAUUUUCCACAGUUUUUUCUAAGAAAAAUUUUUAAUUUAUUUAUCCAAAAUUUUGUAAACAUAUUCUGGCAUUUUUUUUACUGUAUUUUAAGACUUAGUAGCAGUAAAAAUAUUUAUUUGGAAAGAAACUACAGCUGAUCUCCGAAAUCUCUUUUCAAAAAAGACGUUUUGCUGUUACCACUAUAUCUCUGAACUGGAUACUCUGAAAUUAAGGGGUUAGGUGGGUUUCAGAGGUACAAAAAAGGUAUUUUUACGAUAUUUUUUUUAAUAUAAAAAUCAUAUAUUUCAAAAAUAUAUGUAGGUCAAAGGUACAUAUUUGAACAAUGUCUCCUGAAAUUUUGAUAUAAAAAUAUUAAAAAUUUCUAAAAAUAUAUAGAGGAGGGGCAUUUUUGGAUCUGACUGCAAUGAAAUUUUUGACCGUUUGUGGAAAUUUUGGAAUUUGUUUUGCAAUGUCUUUGCAACACUUAUUUUCAGAGUUAAAGAAAAUCGCAAAAUUCGCUGAAAAACUGGAAAUUUACACGAUUAAAUGACAUAGCACAGACAAAUGACUGUAAGACAAUCGACUAACGGAAUAAACGUGAAUAAGGGGAGAACAGAUUAAACCGUAAGGCAUUCAUUUUCUCCGAACUUCAAUAAGGCUACAAGCUGAUUUACUACUUCAAAGAUAUGACAUAGAUUUGAAAUACUGUCAAAACGUGCGCUGGAGUGUUCCGUUGAUUAGUUAACUUUAUUAUUAUUAUUAUUUUCACUUACGUUACUUUCAAUGUUUUAUUCAAAUUUCAAUAUUCAAUAAUUUUAAAACACCUAAUUUCUAUGUACUGAUUUUAUUGCCAUUAAUUCAUUAAAAUUUUUAUUUUCGACUAAGCUGAAAAGCCAUAUAACUAUAAAUGUGUCGAUUUUGAGAAUGCAACAACGUUUUAUGAUAAUCAUUUUUAUAUAAGUAUUAGCCCGUCACUCAGUUUUGAGUUGAAUGAUGAGAAAGCGCAUGAAUGCAAACUAAAAACCACCAAUAUUUACUUAAAGUUUAUAUUAAAUUUCUAUAAGUUAUUAUUCUAAAUAUAACCGCAUAUUAGUUCCUAAAACAGUAAUAAACUUUUUUAUUGAAGUUGCAGAUUUUGGCGAAUUUUGACCAUUUGCUUACAAAAUUAAUUUCAAUUUAACAAAAAAUAGACAAAGAUGAGCGCUACUUUAAUAAUACAAAAAAGUUAGAACAUUCAAUUAGUAUAUUUGUGUUACACGAUAAGGAGUAAAUAUGAACACAUAUCAAUGUUUAAAUAUAUAGAGAAUACACGAAACCACGAAAUAUUAUGGUUUAAUUAUUAUACACUUACAUAUGUAUGUAUAUCAAAAUACAGCAGAGUGUACUAAAUAAACGAUAAAAACUAUAAA
This is a messenger RNA of Bactrocera neohumeralis, 11305 nucleotides long. RefSeq names its product high-affinity choline transporter 1 (gene ChT). Gene Ontology annotation, biological process: transmembrane transport; choline transport; acetylcholine biosynthetic process. The coding region runs from base 969 to 2852 and encodes 627 amino acids. NCBI's taxonomy places the organism in Eukaryota, Metazoa, Arthropoda, Insecta, Diptera, Tephritidae. The transcript has 9 exons. Gene Ontology annotation, cellular component: plasma membrane. The record is from RefSeq and is a predicted model, not a curated record. Gene Ontology annotation, molecular function: choline:sodium symporter activity.